GUGAUAUAAUAAUUAACAAUGAAAUUCUUAUAUAUCGUAGCCUUAUUGCUGCUGAUAUCCCCCACCCUGUGCUUCUGGUCAACUGGUCACAUGAUUAUUGCCAGAAUUGCAUAUGAAGAGAUCAAAGUGAAGGAUCCUGCUUAUUUCAAGCAGAUUACUAAAGAAAUAGAACUCCUGAAGGACUUCGGGCAAGAAGGAGUCAACCCAUUUGUUGAGUCUGCUGUAUGGGCAGACGACAACAAGGCCAUCGCCUGGGGCGCCUUUAGCAAUUGGCAUUUUGUUGAUACUCCAGUAAUCGCAGAAGGAUUUGAAGGAGAAUAUGAAGUAGAUAAAGCUAACGCAACUUGGGCUAUCUAUGAAAUGGAAAAGACCUUGAAGAACACCAAGAAGCCUAAGUUCAACAACGGUCUAGCACUUUCCUUUGCUUGGAGGUACUUGAUUCACCUUGUUGGUGACAUUCAUCAGCCAUUACAUGCUUCUGCACUUUAUUCUGAUGCUUUCCCUCAUGGAGACAGAGGAGGUAAUAGUUUCAAAAUAAAGUACCCGAAAGACAAACAGAUCUACAACCUCCAUGCUCUCUGGGAUGCCUGUGUUGACCAAUACGGCUCAAUCUGGGCUCCAAUCAACGAAGGAGAGUGGAACCAGCUUGGCACAUUUGCUGACAAAGUCACAGCUGAAUAUCCAAGAAAUAAGGUUGCCAGCAGAGUGAAAAUUCUAGAUGAAAGAGAAUGGGCCAAGGAAAGCAACAAGAUUGCUAAAGAAGCUGUGUAUGCAGACAUCGAGCCCAAAACAAUCCCUUCUGAUGAGUACAUUGAGAGAGGCAGAAAAGUAGUCAAUGAACAACUCGCUGUUGCUGGAUACAGAUUGACUGACCUCAUGCUUAAAUUAAGACAUUAUGUCGGUGAAGAGAAUGAAGUUGAAUCAUUCAUCUCUGAAUAA
Messenger RNA from Moneuplotes crassus, 939 nucleotides. The record is from the annotation of a GenBank genome assembly. NCBI's taxonomy places the organism in Eukaryota, Ciliophora, Spirotrichea, Euplotida, Euplotidae.